Messenger RNA from Chaetomium strumarium, 2143 nucleotides. RefSeq lists its product as uncharacterized. Bases 111 to 2072 code for a protein of 653 amino acids. Gene Ontology annotation, biological process: positive regulation of transcription by RNA polymerase II. The transcript has 2 exons. The record is from RefSeq and is a predicted model, not a curated record. Gene Ontology annotation, molecular function: transcription cis-regulatory region binding. Lineage: Eukaryota; Fungi; Ascomycota; Sordariomycetes; Sordariales; Chaetomiaceae.
CAGGGUACCUUCAGAGGUCGGCAGGUUGAGCAUCGACCACAGCCUAUCCGUGCAGGCCACGGUCUCCAGCAACAUUGAAGCGGUGCGGCGUUCUCGACCAGAUUUCCAUUAUGAACCCGGCGUCGUCUGCGCCGAGCAAGGCUCCGUCGGCUCCCGCAACGGCGAACCACCCACCGGCAACCCCGGCGUCUAACACCAGCUUCGACAUCAACCGCCGUCAGAUUCAGGGCCCGGUACACCCGCAGGCAGCCCCCAGGAAGGGUCAGAGUUCGAGGAGACAGCACCGGAACCAGAGGCGAGCGGGAGCUCAAAACCAUAUCGACGACGAGGACGCAAUGGCAGAGAUUCGAGCCUUGCGGAAUGCCUCUAGCCGGCGCGGCCAGACGUCAAUUACGCACUUGCUGAACUACGCCUUGCCGCCGCGCCCCGACGAGAGAUACUAUGCGUCGUAUUCCCGGUCAUACCGACGCAACCCCUCCUGGGGCGUGGGCUCCGGCUACCACGCCGCCGACAAGGCCCGCUAUAUCCAUGCGAACUAUCGCUUUGUCGUCAACCCCAAAGGCAAUUACAUGGCGCAAGCCGCUGACGCCGACGAGCAUAUCAACUGGGACGAUGUCUUCCAAGUUAUCGCCUCGACAGAAUCCCAACAGGCGUCCUGCCCCAUCUGUCUCUCGGAGCCCGUCGCGCCACGUAUGGCCAAGUGCGGUCACAUUUUCUGCCUGCCCUGCCUGAUGCGCUUCAUGAACACGAGCGCGGGUGAGCAACAAGAGAAGAAGCAAAAUCGGUGGCGGAAGUGCCCCAUCUGCGAGGACUCUGUGUAUCUCUCGGACGUGCGUCCGGUGAGGUUCUAUGCAGGUCAAGAGUGCCCCCUUCCUCGUGUCGGCGACGAUGUGAUUCUCCGCCUCAUGGUGCGAAACGCGAAGAGCACGUUGGCGUUGCCCAAGGAGAGCGCGACCGAGGCGCUCCAAUCUAGCGAAGACGUUCCCUGGCAUUUUGCGGCCAAUGUUUUGGACUACGCUAGGAUCAUGAGGGGUACCAGCGACUACAUGGCAGAGCAGUUUGACCGGGAGAUUGAGGAUCUUACCAAACAAGAGAAGGAGGAUGAGCUACUAUAUCACGAGGACAAUGAGUGGACGCAGAAGGCUAUCAGGGCGAUUAGGACCGCCAAGGAGAAGGUCGUCGAGUCGAGCGAGACGGAAAUGGAUAUUCCAACCACGCUGCCCGGAUCGAGCUCGGCAAAGCAGGUCGAGCAGGACUUCUACUUUUAUACCUCACCACCGCACCUCUAUCUUUCGCCGCUUGAUAUCCGCAUUCUUAAGACCAAAUACGGCUCGUUCUCCGCCUUCCCCUCCACGUUGCUUCCCAGGGUCGAGCACAUCUCAACUGGUCAUGUGGUCGACGAGCCCCUGCGAAAGCGGGCAAAAUACCUCGGGCACUUACCGCGAGGCUGCCUGAUCAGCUUUUUGGAGUGCGACUGGACAGACAUUGUCCCGCCCGAGAUUCUAGCUACCUUCUCCGAGGAGAUCGAGCGCCGCCGGAAGCGGAAUAGGGAGAAGGCAAUUCAGGAAGAGCGUGAGCGACAGCAAGCAGAACGGCUUGAGGCAGCUGCCAUCCGCGACGCAAGGAGUUUCGGUGCCAUCGAUGAGGAGGUGACUGUGCGGUUUGGCAACGCUGGUCUUGACGACCCGCCCGUCGAUAUGAACGACUUCAUACCGCUCGGUGCGGAAUUCACGUCGCCGCCCAAUCCAGCACGGGGCUUUUCUGCCUUGUCGGAUAUCAGCACCAGCCCGUCUGGUCGCAGGACCGUCUGGGGAACGCCUGUGGUCGGUGCCCCACCGGACGACGCCCUUCCUACUCGGCCAAAGGUGGAUGACGGUUGGUUGAAGGACACUGAUGUCCUGGAGACGCUCGGCGCUGCAGAUCUCGCUGUGCAACUUGAGGCGUUGGGUGUUGAGAACGAUGGUGUCAGCAGCUCUGCGGCCACGGCUGGCUCCUCAGGCGGAGGUGGUAAAAAGAAGAAGAAGAAGCAGAAGAUCACAUUGAUGACUACCGGUGGCCGGCGGGGUCUUUAGCUGGUUGUGGCCCGGAAUGGUAGGUUUGCAUUAUCUGCAUUAAGGAGCUAGAAGUUCCAUCUAAAGGAGGC